GACCCCAAAAAAAUGUGUAAAUAAAGCAACCCCUACCCCCGAAACGAGGCGUUACCCCUCCGACUUUCUCGAUCAAUCACAGGGGACAGUGGCUUCUUUUGAUAAAAACCCCAAAUUGUCAUUGGGCAGAUGCAAUCAUGUGACAAGCAGCACGGUCUAAUUCCAACCAUGUCCUCAUGAAAGCAAUAGUUUAUGGCAUAGAGGUCUCCAUACGACUAUAUCCAGUUUAGUAGUUUAUGACAAUAAAGUGCGUAUUAAUCUGAAUUCACUUUAAAAAAAAUCAGCGAGUUUUCGAGACAAGCGGGAGGAGAUGAAUUACGAAUUUGGGCGAGAAAGUGGUUUUAUCAACAGCCAGCCGUCGCUCGCUGAGUGCCUGACAUCUCUCACUAACCCUGUCGGUGAUGCAUUUCAAAGUUCAUCAAUCAAGAGCUCGGCGCUUUCACAGUCGACACUGAUUCCUCCUCCUUUUGAGCAGACCAUCCCCGGCCUGAACCCGGGCAUCCACCCACGCCACAGCCGCUCAAAGCAGGCUCUGAGAGGCUGCAGCCCGCUGCAGGCUGCAUCCCUACCCCCGGAGUACCCGUGGAUGAAGGAGAAGAAAAGCAUCAAGAGAAACCAGACUGCUGCUGCUGCUGCUUCUUCCUCGGCGACAACGACUGACUCCUCACCACUCUACUUCUCCCCCCAAGGUUCACCAGAGGUACCAGAGGUUGGUGUUGGCGGUGGAGCGGCAUCCCGGAGGUUGAGGACUGCGUACACCAACACCCAACUUCUGGAGCUGGAGAAGGAGUUUCAUUUCAACAAAUACCUGUGCAGACCGAGGCGAGUGGAAAUAGCUGCUCUGCUGGAUUUAACGGAGAAGCAGGUGAAAGUGUGGUUUCAGAACAGGCGGAUGAAGCACAAGAGGCAGACGCACUGCAAGGAGAACCGGGACAGUGAGGGGAAAUAUGCUUGCCUGGACGACGGGCCGGAGGACGAGUUUGAGCAGGCGGAGGACAUCAGCGCUGCCGGGACGCUCCUGGAAAGGGAGAGGUAUUUCCACCAGAAUACCUUAACCUCACAACACUGUCAGAACGGGCACAAUGGGGAGAACCAAAGCCCGGCUGUUGCGCCUUUGAACAGCAAUGAGAAAAAUCUGAAACAUUUUCCUAACUCGGCUCCCACUGUUCCUAUCUGCGUGUCAACAAUAGGCCCAGACAAUGAUCAUUCCCCGGGCCUGGACGUCUCUUUGCAGGAUUUCCAAGUUUUCUCAUCCUCCUCUUCUUUCUCACCAAGUUUGUCAGAUUCUGCACCGAGUCCCCUUCCUCUAUCAUCCGAAACUUUUGACCUUUUCUCAGAAACACUCACAACAAUCGACCUGCAGAACAUGAGCUAUUGAAACAUUUGUUUUAUUUGAACUCAGACAUGCGUUCAGAUUAUCAGUUUUAGCAUUAAUAUCUCACAUUCACGGUAAGUUAAAGCAAAAAUUAAGCCUAAAUGGGCUGUUUAUUCCAUCACAGGCUGCGAGAGGAGAGUUUAUUUUUAUAUGGAUUUUGACUAUAACUGAGCAGAAUAUUUUUCCUGAAAUAAAACUUUACAUUGAUUGCAA
Epinephelus lanceolatus (giant grouper) is the source of this 1588-nucleotide messenger RNA. It is a transcript of the gene hoxa2b, whose product is annotated as homeobox A2b. Gene Ontology annotation, molecular function: RNA polymerase II cis-regulatory region sequence-specific DNA binding; DNA-binding transcription factor activity, RNA polymerase II-specific. Gene Ontology annotation, biological process: regulation of transcription by RNA polymerase II. The record is from RefSeq and is a predicted model, not a curated record. NCBI's taxonomy places the organism in Eukaryota, Metazoa, Chordata, Actinopteri, Perciformes, Serranidae. Gene Ontology annotation, cellular component: nucleus.